Molecule: messenger RNA, 4000 nt
Organism: Zootoca vivipara (common lizard)
Lineage: Eukaryota; Metazoa; Chordata; Lepidosauria; Squamata; Lacertidae
Source: RefSeq, a predicted model, not a curated record
CCCCCCUUUUUUAAAUGGGUAGGCCAUGCUUGAUUAUGUUGUGGCUCUAACUCUCCAAUGGUUUGACUUCACCUCCAAAGUCACGCUCUUCCACUGUGUCCGGAGACAGACGGGGGCCUGCCAACCAACCAACCAACCGGUUCCCCAUCCAACUUGAUCAUUAAUUCAAUCAAGAUCUAACUUGAUAAUAUUAACAGUAGCAACACAAAUGCAUUGUUUUUGUUGCCCUCAUAGGAUGAUUAGCUGUAAUAAUAUAAACGGCGCUGUUCUUAAAAUCAAUGAUAAUUUUCCCUGGCCACGUUUUGCCCUUGAAGCAGCUUGUGUGUGAGAGAACAAGGCCACUGCUAUGUUACAGACAGGGAAACUGAGGCCGAGAGGAAUCUGGCCAAGUCAAUGGUGGUCAGCUAGCAUUUGUUUUAUGAGUCGGAUUUCUGAAGCCAACCACACUACGUGAACUUACUCUGGAGUAAGUUAUUUAGAAGACGUAAAUCUCCGGCAUUUGCCUGUAAAUAAAUGUGCUUCGCGUUACACAGUUAUGGCGGAAUGUUUCAUUCACUCCUGUUUUUGGUCCCAAACUUGCAUGAACUAUGUAACUUAUUUGAGAAUUAAACAGGCAUACGUUUUGGGGUGGAAUGACAACAAAUCGCUUCCUAAUUCUAGGUAGCCUUCACCAGGUAUGAGGAACCAAGUUGAACAUUUUCGUUUAUAAUAACGAUGAUGAGACAUACCCACCCACAAAUAAUCUUCCUAUGUGUUUUUGUUUUUUUAAAAAAAUACGAGCAGUGUAUUUUAACUACAAGUAUCACACACCUCAGCACCUUAUAUAGAGCAUCCUUUAAAAUAAGGGAACCUUGCACCCUACCUAAAUGUCCCUGGUAGGUAUGUGGGUUUAGAAAUAUGCACGGCUCAGCAGAGCUGGACUGAGUUUCUUCCAGGCUAAGUGCGUGUUGGGUUGCAGUUUAACAGAACGACCCCACUCAUGUCAACUCAGAAGUAAGUCCUACUGGCGUCAGUGGGGCCUACUCCCAGAAAAGCAGGUUUGUAGUUAUAGCCUAUAUGCACUUUCAUGCCUGAGAGUAAAUCCCACUGAACUCAAAAGGGUUUAUUUCCGAGUAGACCUUUGUAGGGUUGCAUUGCAAGUAUCCCAAUAAAAGCGACCUCUCUGGGUGCCGUUUGAGCAGCAUGUUAGUUUUCUCUCAAAAUAAUCUCUUAAAAUUGCUUGGCUAAAUCGGUUUUUUUAAACAAACAAAGCCAGAAUUCUCCCUGUUUGUGUAAAAUGUCAGGGCAUGCAUUAUAUAAAACUCCAACGCACCUACUUUUUAAAAGUGGGGGUUGGGCAAAGGGCUGUGCCGCCGUUUUUUUAAAAGCUGGCUUUAAAAAAAGUUCAGGAUGGUGUGUAGAUAAAUGGUUCCUUUCCUUUAAGAAAAGGAAAACGAAAAGGAAAGUGCGUGUGUGUUUUUAAACAUGCUGGUGAUCGCGGCGCUCAGACGUCACCAGAGCGCCCCUUUUUAAGCCCAAGGCCCUUUGGACAAGCUAGACAUCUAGGGAGGCCCGAUCCCAAGCAGGCUUACUUGGAAGUAAAGCAUCCGCCUGCCCCCCCCCUUUCCGCGGACGUGAAAUGCUAUAUGCUCAGCUGCAGGUAGGCGCGCUCCUAGACGCGCCUUUCCCCAUGGAGGGCGAUACUUGGAAACGAGCCCCAUUGAAUCCGGUGACUUUAACACUGGGAGCAGGCAUGGAAGGAAGGCUUCCGUUUGCAGCGCCGUUCUGAGCAAGUUGACCUGGAAGAAAUGCUCCAGGAGAAAAGUUUGUCUGAGUCGGAGGAUGGAUUUGCUGCGCCCCAGGCCCCUGGCCAUUCUGAAACCACAACAGGUUCCCCUGUUCUGGGUGUAGCGGGAGUCAGCAGUACACCUCUGAACAGUCCCCAGGGUCCAGAUCCAGAGCAGACCAUUGAGAACAUCAAGGUGUACCUGCAUGAGAAAGAACUAUGGAAGAAAUUUCAUGAAGCUGGCACAGAAAUGAUCAUUACUAAAGCUGGAAGGAGGAUGUUUCCAAGUUACAAAGUGAAAGUCACUGGGAUGAACCCCAAGACCAAGUACAUCUUGUUGAUUGAUAUUGUUCCUGCAGACGACCACCGGUACAAAUUCUGCGACAACAAAUGGAUGGUGGCAGGUAAGGCUGAGCCUGCGAUGCCUGGGCGAUUGUAUGUCCACCCAGAUUCACCUGCCACGGGAGCCCACUGGAUGCGCCAGCUGGUGUCAUUUCAGAAGCUAAAGCUCACCAACAACCACCUGGAUCCCUUUGGACAUAUCAUUCUUAAUUCUAUGCACAAAUACCAGCCAAGGCUGCACAUUGUGAAAGCAGAUGAGAACAAUGCGUUUGGCUCCAAGAACACGGCUUUCUGCACUCACGUGUUUCCAGAAACAUCCUUUAUAUCCGUGACAUCCUAUCAGAACCACAAGAUAACUCAACUGAAGAUAGAAAACAACCCGUUUGCCAAGGGCUUUAGAGGCAGUGAUGACAGCGAUCUACGCGUGGCAAGAUUACAGAGCAAAGAGUAUCCAGUGAUCUCCAAAAGCAUAAUGAGGCAGAGGUUGGUGUCAACUCACGGUCAGCUUUCUACUAAAUCUGACAUUAGCUCGCUCCACGGGAGCCACCAGGGUCUCCAGCAUUACCAGUAUGAGAAUGGAGCUCACAUGCAGUUUGCAGCAUCAGAUGCCCAAGACCUGCCCCUCAACACCUUCACGGCACAAAGAGAAUCGGGGCUCUUCUAUCACUGCCUGAAGCGGCGAGAGGGUGCCCGGCAUUUGGAUUUACCCUGCAAGCGCUCUUAUCUGGAUGCCUCCUCGUCUGUCGGAGAAGAGCACUAUUUUCGGUCACCACCUCCGUAUGACCAGCAAAUGCUGAGCCCCUCCUACUGCAGCGACGUGACACCGCGGGAGGCGUGCAUGUACUCCAGCUCCGGUGCUGAAAUUGCAGGUGUCUCAUCGGUAGAAGACUUGCCUCCUCCGCCUCCUCCUCCACCUUUGAGCUGCAAUAUGUGGACCUCAGUUGCACCUUACACCAGCUACAGUGUUCAGACAAUGGAAACUGUCCCCUACCAGCCGUUCCCUGCUCACUUCACAGCUACAACCAUGAUGCCGCGUCUACCCACCAUCACGAACCAGAGUUCCCAGCCGCCGGGCAACAGCCCCUUCACGGUCUACAAUCAGCUUUCACAAUCUCAGGCCCGGGAGAGAGUCCCUGCACCCUCCUUCCCAAGGGAGCGGGUGCACCCCUCCGUGUGCGAGAGGAAGCCCCCCUCUCCCCACUUAGGCGCAGCCAAUGAAUUCCUCUACUCUCAGACCUUCUCACUGUCCAGGGAAUCAUCUUUACCGUAUCAUUCAGGAAUGGGGACUGUGGACAACUGGCCUGAUGGAUGAUUCCAGCAGCUGGGCAAUGAACCUAAACAUUACGGUUAAGAGUCAGUGCUCCAGGACAAUGUUAAUUCAGUGUUAAUACCUGUGGGUAACUUGCACUUCCAUGACACCGACAAAAAAACAUCGGUGUUUGUGUAGCUGAAGAGCUUGUUUUCUGUUAGACACAAAAGCAGCUCAGUCUUGGGGGUGGGGGAGGGGGUAAAAAUCCAGUUCUAUACCAAAAAAAAAGCACUCGGCUCAGUGGCCUGGACCACCAGUCGUAUUGCCCACUGAGAGUAUUUGCCUCAAAGAGAGAUGUGGUUCCCUCCAUGAAAUCAUGAAACACUUAUUCUCCCUUUUCAAGCACAUGCACUCACACAAAAUAUACACCAGAUUGUUCACUGAAUGCCUCCUCCAUUUCCAGGCAUUUUGGAUACUUUACAAAAACCAGUGCAGAGAGCAAGCACAAAGAAAAUUGAGUGUGUGACCCAGAAAGCCACUUAAGCAGAUUAAAUGUGUAUGCCACUGUAUUCAGCUGCAGUAGGGCUUGGCCAAGCUGGUGCAGUCUUGGAAGCUGAAAUCAGCACUGAUCAGGGGAAUUUUAU